ACGUGCUUGGUUAUAGUUCCAAACAAAAAGUUCUGGGGAUUGUCGUCCCAUGAGGAUCUAAAUCAUGAUCUGGCAACAACAACAACAACAACUAGAUUGAUAGCUAGAUAGGUACCUGAAAGCUGAAAGGCUCCUACUUACCCUUCCUUUUUAAGUUAAAAAACUCAAGUAGAAGCUAAAGUCGUCCAGGUUCGGUGCACCUAAUCCGAGUCAAACUAUACUAUUUAUCGUGAAGUUUUCUUUUUAUUUUGUUUUCAUCGUUGGGUCUUCCGAAUUGAAAGGACAGAAAAGCAUAAGGAAAAAGAGAAGAAGAAAAAGCUCCGUCUCUUAUACUAUCUCUCUUGUCUUCUCCCUGUUUCAGUUGUCUACUUGUCUGAUAUAGAUGACGAUUUUGGAAGACCAGAAGGAAUCGACUUUGGUGAAUCCAAAACUAUCUCCGCCAAAUUCAUAUGGCGCCGUCGUUCUUGGUGGCACUUUUGACCGCUUGCACGACGGCCACCACCUCUUCCUCAAAUCAGCGGUGGAGCUGGCCAGGGAUCGAAUCGUGGUGGGCGUUUGUGACGGUCCCAUGUUAACCAAAAAACAGUUUGCUGAAUUGAUACAACCCAUUGAGGAAAGAAUGCGUAAUGUUGAGAAUUACAUCAAGUCUAUCAACCCAAAGCUGUUGGUGCAAGUUGAACCAAUUACAGAUCCCUAUGGACCUUCAAUCAUUGAUAAAAAUUUGGAGGCCAUCGUUGUCAGCAAGGAGACAUUACCUGGUGGAGUAUCAGUUAACAAGAAAAGAGCAGAGAGAGGCCUUUCACAGUUAAAGAUUGAGGUUGUAGAUCUAGUUUCUGAAGAAUCUGGUGAAGGCAAGCUGAGUUCAACAACGUUAAGGAAGCUUGAGGCUGAGAGGGCCAAAAACCAACAACCUGCACAAUCUUGAUAAUAAACUGAUAUGAUAUCAAUGGCUUGAAAAAAAAGCUUGGUUGUUUGCAAAAUUCUUGCAAAGAUGAAUGAUCUAAUGACAAAUUCGUUUGUAAGUUAUGUGGAACUUAAGAAGCAGGCACAGAAAGACCUGGAAGCCGAUCUUGAGAUAGAAGAAGGCCAAGGCCAACUCAACCCCGCAGAUGAAAAAAACCUCUCUCAGUUCUUCAGAGAAGUGGAAUCAAUCAAGAUCACGAUGGAAGAGAUUACCAAUCUCGUGUUUGAUCUUCAAACCCUUAAUGAAGAAACCAAGUCCAGUCACAGCGCCAAAGUUCUUCGAGGGCUGAGAGAGCGAAUGGAGGCAGACACGGUUUUUAUUCUUAGAAAAGCAAAGAUUGUCAAGACAAGGCUUGAAUCACUCGACAGAUCCAAUGUAACCAAUAGGAGAUUGUCAGAAGCGUAUAAAGAAGGGAGUUGUGUUGAUCGAACCAGGAUGUCGGUUACCAAUAGUUUGAGGGUUAAGCUUAGGCAAAUGAUGAAUGAUUUUCAGGCCUUGAGGGAAAAGAUGAUGUUGGAUCAUAAAGAAGAUCUCAAGAGAAGAUACUAUAAUGCCACUGGAGAGUUACCGAGUGAAGCCGUGCUUGAAAAGGUGGUUUCAGGCGGCGAAAAAGAUCAAUUAUUUGCAGAGAAAGUGGAAAUGGAUUUAAGGAGCAAGGAAAGGCAUGAGGCUAUGUUGGAUAUUCAGAGAAGUUUGCAAAGGCUGCAUCAGGUGUUCCUUGACAUGGCUGUUCUUGUUGAGGCACAAGGUGAAAACAUGGAUGAUAUUGAAGAACAUGUGGCCAAUGCAGGUAAUUUUGUCAGUGGUGGAACCAACAGCCUUUACUAUGCAAAUCAAAUGAAGAAGAAGAAGAAGGCAUGGGUGUAUUGGGUUUGGGCUGUUGGGCUGAUUGUCCUUCUAGUUUGCAUUAUUUCCAUGUUAGCUUCUUGAGCAGUACAAGAUCAAGCAACGUUUUGGGCACUUUUGAAGGGGUUCAAGGUCUGUAAAUUCGUUCAUCUAAUUGUCUUUGAUCAAAUUUCUUUCAGUUACUCUUCCUCACUUUUGGAAGUGACUGAGACAAUGUUUUGCGUCUUGUUGUCUGACAUUAAUGUCCAUCGACUUGCUUCGUUGAGUUGCUUUCUGUGUCUGUUCUCCUUUCUGGUUUUUGGCUCUCUUAAGAUUGAUCACUCUUCUGUAACACCUACUUAGUGGAGCACCAGAGAGGUGGGUUCAACAUUUUGAAUAAAUGUG
Messenger RNA from Theobroma cacao (cacao), 2194 nucleotides. Lineage: Eukaryota; Viridiplantae; Streptophyta; Magnoliopsida; Malvales; Malvaceae. The record is from RefSeq and is a predicted model, not a curated record.